Messenger RNA from Anastrepha ludens (Mexican fruit fly), 1899 nucleotides. Its product is annotated as polycystic kidney disease 2-like 1 protein. Bases 1 to 1899 code for a protein of 632 amino acids. Lineage: Eukaryota; Metazoa; Arthropoda; Insecta; Diptera; Tephritidae. Gene Ontology annotation, biological process: detection of mechanical stimulus. Gene Ontology annotation, molecular function: calcium ion binding; calcium channel activity. The transcript is spliced from 9 exons. Gene Ontology annotation, cellular component: membrane. The record is from RefSeq and is a predicted model, not a curated record.
AUGAAUUUCGGCACCAACGUGAAAUAUAACAGCGAUAAAAAUAUCAAAAAGGCGCUGGGAGGCAUAGGAAUCUACCUCGUCUUCAUCACCGCGACCACCGUGGUAACCGGCUCCACACGCCAUGAGUACAUGUUCUACUUCAAUGACGCCAUAAGAUAUCAUAUCUCAAUACGCGAGAACUUUUUAUCAGAGUCAGAAUGGUGGGUACUUUUAUCGGGUAUAAUAACGCCGAUACUGAAGCUGAGCGCCGAGACCCCUGACACCAACAAUGAUAGUAGUCCAAAUGGCAACGCGAGCACACAGAACGCUCGCGAUCCACUCAUUAUGGGUAAGAACUUUGCACUGGGAGCGCCACGUUUACGUCAGAUGCGUGUUGUAAGUAGGAAAUGCAGUGAUUUGAGAAGUUUUGUGAAACCUUUCCAUAGCAUUUGUUAUCCUCUAUAUUCGUUUUGGGAUAAACAAACGGGCGGUGAACAUGUUGGUACUGAAUAUAAGUCAGCAUUUGAGUUGAGCAGUAUGCCGAUAAACGGACGUAUACAUUACUAUUGGGGCGGCAGUUACGUGCAGUAUUUUAGGCGUAAUAAGGACGAAACGGUAUCCAUACUUUUGGACUUACAACGGCUGGGUUGGUUGGAUCGUGGCACGCGUCUAAUGGUUUACGAAUUUACGCUCUUUAACAACAGUACUGAUCUCUUCAAUAAUGCCAAAGUCAUAGGCGAAGUGACUGCAACUGGCGGUGUUUUUUAUUUUCUUGAUAUGAAGAUAUUACAAAAAUAUGCUGUUUGGACUGGCAGUAUUUGGAUACUUCUAACAGCCGUCGUAUUCUAUCUAAUGGCGGCAUAUUAUAUCUUUGGCGAGGUGCGGGUGAUGCUUGAGAGAGGCUGCAAAACAUAUAUAAAAAACUUUUGGAAUUUAAUAAACUUAAUAAUUUUGUUUCUCAUUACCCUGUCUUUCUUCUAUAGCAUCUUCCAUCCCAUUUAUAUGCAUUACUAUUUAAAGCAAUUAGAAGCGGAGCCUAAUGAAUAUCACAGUUUGGAUAUUUUAUGUUGGCUAAAUAAACAUUACAUGAAUGUAAUGGCCGUUUUGACAUUCCUGGUUUGGGUUAAAAUGUUUGCGUUUUUUAGCUUUAAUAAAGUAGCCGUGCAAUUGAAUAUGACUUUUGCGAAGUGCUACAAGGAUCUUCUCGGCUUCCUCGUCGUCUUUUUCGUACUCUUUCUAUCGUAUGCUGUGCUCGGCAUGUUGCUUUUCGGUAACGAUCAUCACGACUUUUACUUGUUCUUCAAAGCCUAUUGGGCCGUAAUGCGUAUGGUGCUCGCCGAUUUUGAUUAUACAGGCGUGGAAAAAGCAAAUCGUGUGCUAGGACCACUAUACUUUGUCUCAUUCAUAAUUAUUGUCUAUUUCAUAUUGAUUAAUAUGUUUUUGGCCAUCAUUUUUGAUACAUUUCGCGAAGUCAAAAAAGUUGAAAUACCACCGGAGGAUAAUCAAUUGCGGCAAUUCUUUAAAAAGUAUUGGGACGAAGGAAAAAAUGGUGCCAAGCAGCUGCUGAAUACGAUGGGGCUGACCAAACCUAAGAGGCCAUCGAAAAGUGGUGAACGACAACGCAAAGUGGAUAGCGACAAUGAGCCGCCAUUUCCACCAACACCCAAGCCACCAAAGGAGCAAGUGACUAAAGAUGAAUUAAUUAAAAACUACUUCGAAGCCGUGAAAAACAAGCGCGAAGCUGAACAAAUUGACAAGCUAACAAAGCAUAUUGCCGCAUUAGAGGAACUUUUGGUUAAAAUGAAUGACGACAUUAAGCGUCUAGAGGCCGAAACACCUGAUCCGAGCACACGACCAGACCAACCCAGACAGGGUAAAGCGCCACCGCGUGUUAAGGUUUUCGUCAAUCGCAAAAAGUAA